Molecule: messenger RNA, 1622 nt
Organism: Ichthyophthirius multifiliis
Lineage: Eukaryota; Ciliophora; Oligohymenophorea; Hymenostomatida
Product: zinc finger lsd1 subclass family protein, putative
Exons: 2
Source: RefSeq, a predicted model, not a curated record
AUGAUAUAUGUGUAGGUUGCCCAAAAGGAACUUUUGUUAUAAAUAAUAUAUGUACUGCAUGUAUGGAAGGAUGUAUAUAAUGUGAUAAUAAAACUACUUGUUAUUAUAUGUGAUUAAGGUUAUUAUAAAAAUAAUUUGAAUGAAUGUAAACCUUGUAAUAUUAAUUGUAAAGCUUGUCAAAAUGAUACUCCAGAUAUAUGUACUUCUUGUAAUUCACCUAAAGUUUUACAAACAAAAAAUUAAAAAUGUGUAGAUGCUUGUGAUGAUAAUUAAUAUUAAGAUAAUACACAAAUUGAUAUACCUAAAUGUAGGGAUUGUGAUAUUUUAUGUCUUAAAUGUGUAGACGCGAAUUCUUGUUAACUUUGUGUAAAUGGCAACUUUUUUAAUACAAAUACAUUGAAAUGUGAACCAUGUGAUGCUUAGUGUAAUACAUGUGAAAACGGCACUGAUAAUACUAAAUGCCUGUCCUGCUCACCUCCUUUAUAUUACCAAUAACUGGAAAAAAAAUGCGUUAGGAAUUGCAAUUAAGGCUAAUAUCCGAACUCUUAAAGUGGUUUAUGCGAAUUUUGUGAUCCGAAUUGCUAAACUUGUAGAGAUUCAAAGACUUCUUGUCUUACUUGUAAUAAUAAUUAAUAUUUAUAAACUAACUAAACUUGCAAAGAUAUCUGUUUGCCGAAUUAAUAUCCGGAUAAUGCGAGAAAAUGCUAACCGUGUAAUGCAUCAUGCUUAUCAUGUAUUAAUAAUACCUCAUGUUCUACAUGUGCUGAUGGUAAUUAUUUAAAUUCUGUUACUAAACUUUGUUCGCCUUGCUCCGCUAAUUGUUAAUAUUUAAAUACUAAUACUAAUAGAUGUGAACAAUGUAACGCAAACUGUGUAGCGUGCGAAAAUGGACCCACUAAUGAUUAAUGUACGGAAUGUUAACUUAAUAAUUUUCUCACUUAAGACAGAAAAUGCGUUAUUGCUUGUUAAUAAAAUUAAUAUGUAGAUGCAUUAAGAACAUGCUAAUAAUGUAAUGCGUCCUGUCUUACAUGUUAAAAUGCUAUUUCGUGUAAUACAUGUAAUGCAGGAUAUUAUAUAAACACAAGGAGUAAUUUAUGUGAAAAAUGUGAUGAUAAUUGUCAAACAUGUGAAAAUGGAAUAGUAAAUAAUUAAUGUAUUACCUGUAAUAAUAAUUAAGUUCUUUUAUAAACUAAAAUAUGCGCCGAUAAUUGCGAUAAUAAAUAAUUUGAGGAUUAAAAUAAAAAUUGUUAGUAAUGUGAUCCUACGUGUCUUACUUGCUCAAAUUCUAAUACAUGUGAUACUUGUGAAGAAGGAUCAUAUUUAAAAAGAAGUACAUAAAAAUGCGAAUUAUGUGACUUAAAUUGUAAAACAUGUAUAGAAAAGGGCAAAUGUGUAUCUUGUAAAUAAAAUUUUUUUUUAACCUAAGAUUAAUAAUGCAAACUAGAAUGUGAUUAAUCUUUUUUUCCAGAUUCUUAAGGAAAUUGUUAACCAUGUGAUUCUAAUUGUUUAAAUUGUAAACAAUUUAAUUAAUGUACAGAAUGCUUUUAGGGACUCUAUUUAUUUAAUGGAUUCUGUAGUAAUGAAAUCUAUUGCUAAGAGAAUACUUACUUAGACCAAAACGA